AAGAAGAAACCCCAGUACACGGAAGUCAUACAGGAUCUUACAUGCUGGGUUUUCUGCCGCUUCCGCGGACUUCCCAGAUUUAGUUUCCUUAUUCCUUCGGCCGUCAGUUGAAACUCAAGCGGGCGUAACGAUGAAGCAGUUUUCGCGGAAGCCCCGAUAAGAGACGGCGGAGUUCCGAGUGGAUAUUCUGCCCCCCCGGGUCAAUGGACGCCAGCCCGGGACUGCUGUUGUGACAGCUGGGUUGAGCCUCCCUGGUCCGACUGCCCGACGGAGAGAGACGCGGAGACACGGAGACAGCUGCAGGAAGUGGUGAUUACAGCCGCUUAUUAUAGAGACAAAUCAUCUAAGUAGCUUCAAAAAGAAGCUCCAUCGGGCGGGAGAGGAAGAGCCUCACACCGACCACGGGUCAUGGCCUCUCCCCGGCUGAAGUACCUCUCUCUGGGCGUGCUGGUGUUCCAGACCACGUCGCUGGUGCUCACCAUGCGGUACUCCCGCACGCUGCAGGCCGAGGGCCCGCGGUACCUGGCCUCCUCGGCGGUGGUGGUGGCCGAGAUGAUGAAGAUCCUCGCCUGCGUGCUGCUGGUCUUCAAGGAGCACAAUUACAGCGUGCGCGCUCUGAACAGCAUUCUGCGGCAGGAGAUCGCCCACAAGCCGAUCGAGACGCUGAAGCUGGCGAUCCCCUCUGGGAUCUACACCCUGCAGAACAACCUGCUGUACGUCGCCCUGUCCAACCUGGACGCCGCCACCUACCAGGUGACGUACCAGCUGAAGAUCCUGACCACGGCUCUGUUCUCGGUGUCCAUGCUGGGCCGCCGGCUGGGCGUCUACCAGUGGCUCUCGUUGCUGGUUCUCAUGGCCGGAGUGGCCCUCGUGCAGUGGCCCUCCGAGUCCGCAGCGGCCCCCGAGAAGGACGCCCCCCCGCCGGGCUCCCAGCUGGUGGGCGUGGCGGCGGUUCUGGUGGCGUGCUGCUCCAGCGGCUUCGCCGGCGUCUACUUCGAGAAGAUCCUGAAGGAGAGCAAGCAGAGCGUCUGGGUCCGCAACAUUCAGCUGGGGCUUUUCGGCCUGGUCUUCGGCCUUUUUGGGAUGCUGGCAUACGACGGAGAGCGGGUGACUGAAUCGGGAAUGUUCCAGGGGUACAACGCAGUCACCUGGGCUGUCGUGGCGCUGCAGGCGCUGGGUGGUCUGGUCAUAGCGGCGGUCAUCAAGUAUGCAGACAACAUCCUCAAGGGCUUCGCCACGUCGCUGUCUAUCAUCCUGUCCACGCUUAUAUCCUACUUCCUGCUGCAGGACUUCAACCCCACCGGCGUGUUCUUCAUGGGGGCCAUUCUGGUCAUCGCGGCCACUUUCCUCUACGGCUACGAAGGCCGGGCGGCCCCCAACCCCAGCAGGGCGUAGGACACUCGGUGGGAGGGGGGGGGGCUGACAGCGGCCGCUGGAGGUCCCGUUGAAGCGGCGAGACGAGAUGAAAGGAAGACUGAGAGCAGGAGGAAGAAGAAGAAGAAGGGGAAAGGGUCUUUAUCGUAUACGAGGGCAGAGAGCGACCCGCUGCGACCGGCCUCACACGCCCAAUGCGCCUCAGCGGAGACCCACGAGAAGAGAGAAAUGCGGCGAUUAUUGCCGGCGUAGAUCCGGUGAGAGAUUUGGCUGCUGGUCUUCGGUCACAUCCACUCAGCACCUGGAGACGUUUCUGGAGCCGUAGUGAGAUUCUCAUCCACCUCUUGAGUUUGCAGCACUUAAGACACUUGACGCUCUUCUUUCGUCCCACUCCGAGAUCUGAACACACGUUUUUUUUUUUUCCUACAACUCGCCUCUCGCCACAGUUUGCUCUCAGGGUCACGCAGGUGCACAGGUGCACAUAGACCUCACCUGGCGACGCCCACAUUCACCAGGAAAAUGAGCUGCAUCUGCACACGUGUGACCGCGGCCCCCUGAAGCUACUCACAGCAGCACGAGCUACGACCAAGCCGGGGCCUCAGGGGCCCAAAACGGCCUUCUCCCGUCGGCUUACGAAAGAGACGUUUGGGGAAAACCUUUUGACAUGAAUAAAAUUCACCUCAUCUGUGGCUGCAGCAGCCAAAUGGUUUAGUGUCCUCGCCGCAUUCGCCAUGACUGGUAUCGUUUCCUGAAUAACGGCUUCCGUGAUACAUUUCAUCCAGGUAUUUUUGAAUAACUGCUGCGGUUGCCAGGCAACAAGUAGCCUUUGGGAUCUCUGAUUUCAGCACGGUGACAGAACCACGCUGUGACCGUUACUGGUGGAGCUGAUGCUUUACACUCAUCCGGGACUACGAAUCAAAGAAAAAAGGAAUAAUUCUGAUUAGAAGAUCAAUUCUCGGGUCAAACAGGGGUUACUCUUUGAAUAUAUAUUUGAUUUCUGAAGCCAUUGUGAUUAUGUGGUGACGGUUAUUUUGUAUAACUUGAUAUUGUGUUAACCUGGGGCGUAAGUAAUCACCACCAUUGAAAUUAUCUUAAAUCUGAAUGAGUUGUCUUUUUAAUUUAUUCAUUAGUUAAUUUGCUUUUCAAAGCCACUGUUUAUAAACAUCCAGCUCUUUACUCUCAUGUAAUAACAUGUACUGUUGUUGGAAUUUACAUUGUUUUUCCUUCUUCGGUGUUUUAAUUUCUUUUUUUUUCUUGGGAAAACACGGGUAUAAUAACUUUUAUUUUGAUUACCAAUAUCUGAGUGUUACAUAAAAAUGUUUCCUCAAUUGUGUUAAA
This is a messenger RNA of Gasterosteus aculeatus aculeatus (three-spined stickleback), 2712 nucleotides long. RefSeq names its product solute carrier family 35 member A3a (gene slc35a3a). The record is from RefSeq and is a predicted model, not a curated record. Gene Ontology annotation, molecular function: pyrimidine nucleotide-sugar transmembrane transporter activity. Gene Ontology annotation, biological process: pyrimidine nucleotide-sugar transmembrane transport. NCBI's taxonomy places the organism in Eukaryota, Metazoa, Chordata, Actinopteri, Perciformes, Gasterosteidae. Gene Ontology annotation, cellular component: Golgi membrane.